Hemibagrus wyckioides is the source of this 5072-nucleotide messenger RNA. RefSeq names its product glypican 1b (gene gpc1b). The record is from RefSeq and is a predicted model, not a curated record. Gene Ontology annotation, cellular component: synapse; plasma membrane; extracellular region. The transcript is spliced from 9 exons. NCBI's taxonomy places the organism in Eukaryota, Metazoa, Chordata, Actinopteri, Siluriformes, Bagridae. The coding region runs from base 414 to 2048 and encodes 544 amino acids. Gene Ontology annotation, molecular function: fibroblast growth factor binding. Gene Ontology annotation, biological process: cell migration; negative regulation of fibroblast growth factor receptor signaling pathway; regulation of protein localization to membrane.
GCUCGAUGCCCCGUGCUUUGCCGGCUGACGGUGCGUUGUCUAUGCAUUUGUCCGGCCCGAGAGCGCAGGGGAAGCAGCACACUGAGUCUGGACCGGACCAAGAGCGAAUCAGUUUCGUUAUUCAGUUUCCUUUUUAAAACGUUAUUGAAGACCUGUCUAAAUAAAGAUACCGGAGCGGGUGCGCAAGUGUAGUCAAAUCACAGGCACGGAGUAAAGGCAAUUGCUCACCAGACCGGCAGCGUAGGCGUUAUUUUUUCCCCAGUGCCUCUCAGUUUUGCAACAAAAAGCAGCGAUAGAAAGAGAACUUGAAUGCCAAUUUGAACGCGUGGACAUCUUCAGACGGACAAGAAUUCACACAAAACGCGUCUAUCUGAUUGUGUGUGUGUUUUUUUUUAUCGGAUCUGAAGUGCGGGAUGGAUGUGCGCUUAGCGCUCGUGUUGUGCGUCCUGGCCGGAGCGGUGAGCGCAGAAAGCGCGAGCGGUAAAUCUCGGAGCUGCGCGGCUUUCCGACAAUUCUACAACACCAAGGGCUUCUCCAUGAGUGGUGUUCCGCAGGCGCAAAUCUCUGGUGAGCAUUUGCGAGUGUGUCCACAAGGCUACACCUGCUGUACAAGUUUGAUAGAGGAGACUCUGUCCAACCUGAGCAGGAUUGAAUUUGUGGACCAGGUGAAAGAUUCUGGGCAAGCUUUACAAGUCACCCUCAACAGCCAGUACAAAAGCUUUGAUGGUUAUUUCCAAGAUCUGCUGAACGAUUCUGAAACGUCUCUCCAUAAAUCAUUGCAGUCCACCUUCGGCUUGCUCUUCUCCCAGAACGCCCAGGUGUUCCAGGAUCUCUAUUCAGAUCUGAGGCGCUACUACCGUGGCUCCAAAAUGAACCUGGAGGAGUCACUGAACGACUUCUGGGCACGGCUGCUCGAGAGGUUGGUGCGAGGAAUGAAUGGACGCUACAGCAUGAGCGAAGAUUAUCUGGAGUGUGUGGCGAAGCAAGCAGAGACGCUGCGUCCAUUUGGAGAAACAGUACGAGAGUUGAAGCUCAAGGUCACACGCACCAUUGUGGCUGCCAGAUCAUUUGUUCAUGGGCUCGUCGUUGCUGGGGAAGUGGUGAGAAAAGUCUCUCAGGCGCCUCUCAGUCAUGAGUGUGCACGUGCCCUGAUGAAGCAGACCUACUGUCCUCACUGUAGAGAAAUGGCCUGGGCUAAACCAUGUGCCCCAUACUGCAGAAAUGUGAUGAAAGGCUGUCUUGCCAAUCAGGCAGACUUGGACACAGAGUGGAAAAACCUUGCAGAUGCUAUGCUAAUGGUGGCUGAUCGGCUAAGCAGAACCUACAACCUGGAUGCAGCCAUUUUGUCUCUGCCUAAACGCAUUGCUGAUGCCAUCAUUUACAUGCAGGACAACCUGAACACUUUCAACAACAAGGUGUUCCAGGCGUGUGGUAUACCUCCAGAGAACCCCAACCCAGAGGAGCCAAAAAAGAGAGUUGAAAACUUUGUAGAUGACGUGAGCAGGACUUCAGCAACAAGUGUGGAAAAACUGUUAUCAGAUAUAUCCCGCAAGAUAAGGAACAUGAUGCAGUACUGGAUUCAGUUGCCCAAUAAACUGUGUGUGGACCGAGAGGCAAAAGGCACCGAUGAGAACAAAUGCUGGAACGGAAUGGCCGUAGAUAGGUAUCUCCCAGAGGUGAUGGGAGAUGGACUGGCCAACCAGAUCAACAACCCUGAAGUGGAGAUUGACAUCACCAAACCCGACAUGAUAAUACGACAACAGAUCAUGCAGCUCAAAAUCAUGACGAGCCGAAUGAAGAACGCCAUCAACGGCAAUGAUGUGGAAUUCCAGGAUGCCAGUGAUGACAUCAGUGGCUCCGGAAGUGGGAUGUGUAACGAUGAUCAGUGUUUCCACAACCAGCAAAUUAUGGUUCGCAGCACACGCAGACCGAGAGUCUAUCCCAACACUUCUGGGGACAAGAAACAAGUGAAAGGUGAUGGAAGACGGAUCCUCCCUUGCUUCGCCAUUUACCUGCUCUCAUUGGCCACAGUGCUGCUUAGGCGAUAAUUGUUGUUUCAGCCAAUCAGGACUCAGUAUGGGAUGGGGAUGGACUGAGGAGGGGCGGGGGCAGAUAUGUUGCCAAAAAUAAUAUCAUAACAAGCAUAUGAAACUUACAAACAAUAGCAAAAUGUGCAAAAUGAAUGGUCUUCUUUGUCACUACACAGAAUAUUCUUUUAUUUCUGGUCUUUAUGUCUGUUUUGAAUACCUGCACUCCUAGAAGUUCUCUGGUGAAAAAUAUUGCGCAAUUUCAAAACUGAUAAAUGAUUCUCUAGGUAAGGAUUUAACUAUAUAUUUGAAAGUCUGUGCUAUAAGAGCUGCGGAAGUAUCUUAUUUGUUCGCAUUCAAAAAAAUUUAGAUAAUUUAUUUAUUAUUACCGGAUUCCCUCUAAUCCUGAAAUGUCAAAUAGGUCAAAAAACAGAGAAGUUUUAGACUUCUACAAAUAAUAAACCUGCAAUAUUUUAUAUUUGCACCAUUUUUAUCAUAAGCGACCAUUUCUUUUUUUUUCUCUCACGCACUUUUUUCAUGCUUUUAAUAAUCAUUGUCAUUAUCUUUUUUUUGUCUCCCCCAAUUGCAGCUUCAAGGCUCAGGCUUGCAUAAAACACUACCUAUAUUUACCACAGUUAUGAAUAAAACACAAAGAGCAAUAUUCUGGCUUUGAAGCUCACACACCAGCAGAAUAAAAGUGACAAUAUUUUCGAGAAGUUUGAUCAGUUCACAGAAGCUGUACGUGAAUCUGUAUGAUAAUGUCUUGAUCGAAUCAAAUUUCCCCAUCAUCUCUGAGCAUUUUUUAUUUUUAUGUUUUGUUUUAUUUUUUUUUGGACAGAUGGCAUUCGUAAGGAGUUUUGAACACUGCACUGUUGUGUACUUCAGUAAGAUAGCAAUGUGCAGGAUUCAGUAAUGAACUACAUGAACCCUCUGUACUUCUCUGUUGGAAAAUGUUGUUGGUGUUUAUGUAGUGCUCUCACUGCAAUGUUAGUGAUCCUUAAUGAUCAUGGAAGUCUAUGAAUGACACUCUGUAGACAAAAUGUUGAGAAGGAGGUUGAGCAGUUUGGAUGGUGAAAUGUUUGUGGACAGGUAGAUGUUUGAAAUGUGUGUGUGUGUGUGUGUGUCUUGGUGAUAGAUAUUCAGAUGCAUGUGUUAGGGAUGUAACCAAAUAUGAAUUCAUUAUUUGGAAUGAACUGAUGUUUUGAAUCUGUUCUAAACAGGUACAAAUAUGAACAUGAUAUGAUUCGUAGGAGCACUAAUGUGUGUGUGUGUGUGUGUGUGUGUGUGUGCGUAUUCACACCUCAAUACUAGAGGUGUGUGUCAGGCCUGGGACCCCGUAGGAUGCAACAAAAUAGUCAUACAAGCAGGAAGUUUUUACUUUUGUGCCGGCACAAGUGAGCAGUCAGAUGUAACUCACGGGACAAAUAAACAAUAUAGGAACAUGCAGCACUGCACAAUGUACAACAGCUUUAAUAUCAGUCCGGCAGUGGUAUUAAGCAACUACAAUAAAACUAAUGGGAUCAAAUUUGUUUAAAACUAUCACAAAACUGAAAUAAAGACAAAAUAAUAACUGCACAAGCAGGUUUAAACAGUCACUCUAGUUCAGUUUGAUCUGUGUGUUUGUGGACAUAGAUAGAUUAAGAAGUGUGUGUGUGUGUGAGCCUUUGACAGUGUGGGCAUGUGUACUCAAGGGCCCUUGGAGGUGUGUGUGUGUGAGUGUGUGUGUAUGUGAUAGAGAGUAUAAAAUUGAAUGCUCAUCUUUCAGUGCCUGUGACAGAACACCCUUGUUCUGGGAACAAGUAAUAAUGGCGCAGGGUGAUGACAUCACUACAGGACAAGCAGUGGACGUGAUUGUGUUCAGAUUGUGCAUACUGCAGUUACUGCAGCCUGUAGUGACCAUGUGCUCAGAACCACUGCAUGCUGGGACAUCCCCUUUUUUUUUCUCCACUAUUCAUUUCUUGUCCUAGCCCUGACACAUUCCAAAAUGAAUGAAAUGAAAAAUAAGUAAAGGAAAAAAAAUAUAAACAAAAAAAAAAUGUAAAUUUAUUUGCACAACUCUGUGUAGUCACUCUGUGUAGCUCUCAUUUCAGUUGCUCCAUUCCUUUCCUGAAAGCUUUUUUUUUUUUUUUUUAAAUAUUGCACUUUUUGUGACAUAUUUUGUGACAUGUUGACUCUUAAGUAACACAGCAGCCGCAGCACGACUUGAUUGACGAUCUGUAGCAGAGCAUCAGUGAUAAAGCGGCUGAUAGAUUGGACACAAAUGUUGAAAAAUAUGUAUUAAUAAACCCUCCGAUAGGAAAAAAAUUAGAUCGAAGUGAAGACAGGAUUUGAUCAGAUAGCAUUGUGGAUAAUAGGGUCCAAUAUAUAAGGAGAAAUUUGUUGGUUAAAUGCAGUCAUAUGCAGAACAGUGAAUUUAUGGUCAUGUUUUAGUGCUACCUUAACCUUCAUUUAGACAUGACAUUUGCACCAGUAUACUGUACAUAUUCAGCCUGUAAACCACUAAAAUUAUCAAAUAACUGGGAUGAUCUCCUGGGAUACUUCAUCAUUCUAUCAGUAAGGACUGAAGGAGACAGUAGCUCACACUGGGGUGCAUGGCAGAAUGGUGCCAUGGAUAAUGGGUACAGAAAAAUGUAUACACUUUUUUUUCAAAAAGCAGGAUUACAUAAUUGCAUGUCAUGUAUUAAGAACAGUGAAGUCAAGUAAAGGGUUCAGCCGAUUCAGAUCACUAGCCCAUGAAUGCCUGUUCUAACAACCUGGGCCCUAAAUAGCCACUUGUAUUGUUAAAUAUGACUGACAUCGGUGAAAUGAAAUUUAAACUAGAAAAAAAAAUGCAAAUAUCUAUAAGAUGUUCUGAUAUAUGCUUUAUUGUUUUUGUGAUUCCAUUUCUCUUUUUGUUUUUCAAUAAACACCAAUAGACCGUUUCUGUUCAUGGAUGGAGUGUCAAAAAAAAAACACUUGAUGCAAAUUUGUCAAUUUGCUGUUUUACGUUCCUGGAAAAAAAAAAAAAAAAAAACUUGUCAAUUAUAUACAUCAUACAAUUUUGAA